Messenger RNA from Paramecium sonneborni, 497 nucleotides. The record is from the annotation of a GenBank genome assembly. NCBI's taxonomy places the organism in Eukaryota, Ciliophora, Oligohymenophorea, Peniculida, Parameciidae.
AUAGAAAGUAAUGGAUAAAUUUGGUACAUCGUUUUAAUCUGUUGAGGGACCAACAGAUGGACCUAAUUUAAAAAAUGCUAGAUUAGUGGGUGUAUAUUUUGGAGCCUAAUGGAGUUAACCAUGUUAAAGAUUCACACCUUCAUUGAGUAAAUAAUUAAAUUAUUGAAUAGUUGAAUUCUAUACAAAAGUAAAUGAAGACAUUCAAUAAUUUGAAAUAAUAUAUAUUGGUAUGGAUGAGAAUGAAGAGAAGUAUAAAGAAACAGUCAGUGAAAUGCCUUGGUUAUUUUAUGAUUUUAAAGAAUUUGUAAAAUAUUAAGUGUAUUAUGAAUAUAAAAAGCAUAUAUAAGGUAAAAAUAUAAAUUUAUGUAGGUGUGCCAUGUUUACUUAUUUUAAAUCCAAAUAAUGGAUUAGUGAUUACAAAUCAAGGCAGGGGAACAAUAGAAAAAGAAGGUUAAGGAGCUUUUGAGAAAUGGUUAACACAGAUGAGCUUUAAAUGA